CGGAGAUGACACGUUCAAGUCGCGACAGAAGCUACAGGCGGGAAGACUGAAAUUUUCGGCAUGGACCGCAGGAGUCUGGCCCAGGAGCUGCGGCGCUGGGUGGUGGAGGAGAUGGGGCUCCCGCAGCAGAAAGCGCCCACCGAGGAAGUGCUGCAGAGACUCUUCCUAGUGCAGCGUGCCUCCGACAUCUGGAAAUACGUCAUCCGCCACGUGCGCAGCCAGAGGACUGUGAAGAACAUUGAAGGGAACCUGCUCUGGUAUCAGCAGCUGCAGCACACAGAGGCGCAGCGCUCCGUAGAGGAGGAGCAGCAGCAGCGCAGGAAGCAGCUGUGCCAGGAGAUCCUGGAGCUGCGCUCCGAACUGCAGCAUCUCCAGGAGCAAGUCCAGAGCGCCGAGAGAGAUCUCACCAGCCAGGAACUGAACAACCACAAGUCCCAGGAUUUCUGCCGUCGCUCGCUGCUGCUCCGUGCAUACAACAAGAAGAGGGAGGAGGAGUGGGGGACCCUGCGGGAGAGUAACCUCCGGAUCCAGUAUCUCCGCGAUCAGCUGCAGGAAGUCAGCAGAGCGUCGCAGAGGGAGACUGUAUUCCCCGCCCUGGAUGCAGUGUCGGCCUUGGACACCUUCCCAGAGCCCGAGGUCCUGAGAGAUGUGCGGGAGGUCUGCCAGAUGCGUUUGAAGUUUUUGCACUCCCUUUAUGACGAUACCGUUUCUGGCUCGUUGCUGUCUGGAGGGGAGGAUCUGCGCUCGUUGGCCCACCAGCAGUGGAUGAGUAUGGCAGAGAAGCUCUGGAGCUCGCACCCCCCGAAUCACAUCCUCGUGUCUCUAGAGCAUCUGGCCUUAGAGACCACCCGGGACAUGAGAAGACUGCAGUCCUCACUGGCCACCGACCCCACAGAGAAGUCCUGCAGCAUUUCCGACCCCACAUGCGAUCCCCAUGAAAGGAGAGAGAACCCGGAGACAUCCAGGGGCAUGCGUCAGGAUUCUUUGGGUGUUCUCCCUUCCUUCAGUACUCUCAUCCAGGAGGGGUGGUCGGAGUUGGUGAAGGUGACAUCUCACCUUCGCAGCGUUCAGCGCCAGUCGCAGGAGCUGUCGGCACACUUGGCGGAUAAGAUUCAAGAGAUCCACAGGACGCUGUCCGAUGGCAGCGAGCUCUCUGCUCUCAGCAGGGCGGCGUUUGAGGCGGAGCUGCGCUUGGUGCUCCUGCGCGGAUGUCAGGACGCUUUGCUGCGGGAAUGUCGGACGCUCCAGGGGAAAGCUGCGGACAAAAUGCAAGAAGUGAAGCUCCUGCAGCAGCAGCAGCAAAACAUCCAGGAAUCGUGUCUUCUCCUGGACAAGAAACAAAAACAGAUCCAGGUCCUUAUAACGGGAAACUCCUCCUCCAAGACCCAGAUCCGGCGCGGUAGCGCGGAGGUGAAGAAAUACAUCCAGGAGAAGCUGGUCCCGCUGCCUCAGGAGGUCGUCCAGGAAUCUCAGAGGCUUCGAGAUUCCGUCAUGAAGGAUGUGAAACACUUCUCCGCCAUGUCGCUCCCGGCGCUGCAGAAAGUGUGCGCCGACGGGACUAAUCUGUUCCCAACGCAGGAACUUUCCAUCAAUCGUCUGUCAAACCCACAGUUCCCUUACUACCCCGUCUACCAGGGGAUCUACACCAGCGUGGGGCUGCCGCUGUAUAAGGCCCCGGAGACCAUUCUGCAGCACGUCGCGGAGAUGAAGAGGCUGCUGCUGUCCCUGCGCUGCCGGUCACGUAGUCGCAUUCAGGCCGUCACCAAACUCCAGCGUCAGCUCCGUGAGAGCCAGAGCCCCGACAUCGACACCCUGUUGCAGCUCCUGUCCGCACACUACGCCCAGCAGAUGGAUCAGCUCGUUCCUAAACUGCAGCGCCUGAUCCAGCAAUGCGAGAAAAGCCAGGAGCACGGGAAGGAUGUGCAGGCCGCCGUGACCUACUGGUGGGAGCAGCCGGCUCAGCUUUGUCUACCAUGGGAGCAACAAGGAGGCCAGAGCCUGCGUCAGUGGCGAGAUCGCUGGACGGUGGCGGUGACGGCGCUUCUGAGGGCGUCGGGCGGCAAGGCCUGAGUGUUUUUUUAAGUUGAGUGAGGGGAGGGGAAGAGGGAAUAUACCAAUCUCAUUGGAUAGCUGAGAUGAUGAACUGUAAGACCACCUGCCUCGUGGCCUGUAUGUUGCCACCUAGUGGUAAUAUAGCAGUAGUGCAGCGGCUUCUCCGUGAUGUGUAUAGGAUGUGUUUUAUGAUGAAAACGUAAUCGGGGUGCGGUUGGUGAACCGUUCAUUUCACUGCGUGUCCUAAUUGGCUUUCACUAUAUUGUGCUGUAGCACUGCACAGCGAGACCCCCACCCAGCCCUGGACAUGGGGGGGGGGGGGGGGGGAGACCUGCAGUACUGGGUGUGAAUCGUCCAAAUUCCAUCCCACAUGUUAAAUUGCUUUUCCACAAAAGACAUCUUCACCGUCCCUGGAGCAAGCGACCGUUGUCCAAUCUUGUAUCAAUAAAGCUCAUUCAC
Messenger RNA from Bufo bufo (common toad), 2511 nucleotides. RefSeq names its product HAUS augmin like complex subunit 5 (gene HAUS5). Gene Ontology annotation, biological process: spindle assembly; centrosome cycle. The record is from RefSeq and is a predicted model, not a curated record. The coding region runs from base 61 to 2070 and encodes 669 amino acids. NCBI's taxonomy places the organism in Eukaryota, Metazoa, Chordata, Amphibia, Anura, Bufonidae. The transcript has 20 exons. Gene Ontology annotation, cellular component: centrosome; HAUS complex.